Thlaspi arvense is the source of this 1254-nucleotide messenger RNA. The record is from the annotation of a GenBank genome assembly. NCBI's taxonomy places the organism in Eukaryota, Viridiplantae, Streptophyta, Magnoliopsida, Brassicales, Brassicaceae.
CCAGACCCUGCUGCUAGGGGCAACUUAGCUUUGAGACAGCCUGUUUCAUCCCCAGGCACUUCAAGCGCUGGAAUUUGCAGGCCCUCACAAUCGGGUGGUACAGGAUCAAGACCUGCAACACCAACUGGACGCACUGCAUUGAACUCAGCAUCCAAGUCCACACCGAGCACAGGAGCCAAAUGCAUAUUGACUAUGGCAACCAAACCGUCAUCAAUGACCAUGUCUAAUCCUAAAAGGUCUUCAACACCUACAUCUAGGGCUAUGUUGUCUUCAACUAAACCCACUGUUCCAGCAAGAUCCACUACACCAUCAUCAAGGACUGCUGCAAGAUCCUCAACACCAACUUCUCGACCGACUUUAUCUGCUUCUAAGCCCACAUCAAGGGCAGCAACACCAACUCGAAGACCUGCUGUGUCGUCAAACUUAACAAAUACAUCUGCUUCUCCAGUUAAGUCUCCUUCUUCCUCAGUUGUCAAGCCAGCUUCCACCACAAGGAAUCCAGCUCCAUCACGUGCUAGUUCUCCAACAGUGAAACCAAGACCAUGGAAACCUUCAGAGAUGCCAGGUUUCUCUAUGAAUGCACCACCAAAUUUGCGGACCUCCCUCCCUGAUAGGCCACUUUUAAACAGUAGGGGCAGGCCUGGAGCUUCCAGUGUUCGUUCUUCUUCAGUUGAGCCUGUUUCUAAUGGGAGAGUCAGACGGCAAUCCUGCUCUCCUGCAAGAGGUCGACCCCCCAAUGGCUUAAUUCAUAGCAGUGGAAGUUCUGUCCCUGCAUUAAGUCGGUUAUAUGCAAAGGCUAAUGACAAUGUUAGUCCUGUUUUGAUUGGAACGAAGAUGGUCGAAAGAGUAAUAAAUAUGCGGAAGCUGGCACCACCAAAGCAGGAUGACAAACAUUCCCCUUGCAGUAACUUAUCUGGCAAGUCUUCAUCCCCUGAUAGCUCAGGCUUUGGAAGAACACUCUCAAAGAAAUCCUUGGAUAUGGCAAUAAGGCAUAUGGAUAUAAGGCGGAGCAUUCCAGGAAAUUUAAGACCGUCAAUGACAAAUGUACCAGCUUCUUCUAUGUAUAGCGUGAGAUCAGGGCCUACACGGAACAGAACAGUUAGUGUAUCAGAUUCCACUCUUGCUACUAGCAGCAAUGCUAGUUCUGAGGUGAGUGUCAACAACAAUGGGCUGUGUAUAGAUGGAAAUGAAAUGGAGGAUGUUUUCAGCAGUAACAAAGGUGCUCCAUUCCCUGCCAGUGUACGGGGUAGCUGA